This is a messenger RNA of Ostrea edulis (European flat oyster), 1286 nucleotides long. RefSeq names its product ribonuclease P protein subunit p30-like. Gene Ontology annotation, cellular component: nucleolar ribonuclease P complex. The coding region runs from base 66 to 938 and encodes 290 amino acids. Lineage: Eukaryota; Metazoa; Mollusca; Bivalvia; Ostreida; Ostreidae. The record is from RefSeq and is a predicted model, not a curated record. Gene Ontology annotation, molecular function: RNA binding. The transcript is spliced from 11 exons. Gene Ontology annotation, biological process: tRNA processing.
AGAGCGCCUCCUACUUCCGUUAGAAGAGUUGAACUAAAAUUAGUCGAGCCCGCGCCCGCAAGAUAAUGUCGUAUGCUGAUUUAAGUGUUGUAAAUUGCGACAGGAAAGUAUUACUAGAAAAGAUUGGAUUAGCGGUAAAACUUGGAUAUGAAGUUAUUGCAAUAGACAUUGUUCAUACUCCUAUGAAAAAUGUUACAAAGAAAAAGAAAAAGCAGAAGGAAUCCAGUUCACAGUCUACUGAUGGAAUGGUGAAAGCCUGUUCAUUAAAACUUACUGAAGAAGAAUUGAAAAAUCUCCAAGUUGACAGUAAACGCAUUAAGAUUCUGAGCAGAGUGACUCUGAAUGUGACAGACAGUGAGCAGUUGCAACAUUUGAUGUUGCCAGAGAUCCAGGAAUUUGACAUUGUUGCUGUUCGACCGACGUCUUCUGAAAUAUUUGUUAAAGCCGCAAAGUAUACCAACCUUGAUAUAAUACAGCUGGAAAUGGAGAAAAGUAUAAAAAUAAUAACACCAGGAGGACUAAGCGAGGGCAUGCAGAAAGGGAUUCAUUUUGAAAUUCAGUACAGUCCCGCCAUUAGAGACAGUUCUGUUAAAAGAUAUCUCAUCUCCAACUCCCAGCUCCUUGCCAGUUUUAGUAAAUCUAAGAACAUCAUAAUUUCCAGUGGAUCAGAAAGGGCAAUAGAACAGCGUGGACCACAUGAUGUAGCAAAUCUAGGCCUUCUGUUCGGACUCAAUGAAGCACAAGCCAAGAAUGCCGUCACCAGGAGUUGUCGGAGUGUGUUGCUUCAUGCAGAGGAGAGAAGAGCCUUAAAAGCUGCAGUAGCCCUGUCAUCAGGUGACCUACCAGACGACCAGAAGUGGGUCAAGGACAAAUUGAGUGAGAUUCAUUCUGAAGAGAGUACAGAAGGAUCCUCUCCAAAGAAGAGAAAAGUGGAAUGACCAUCAGAAUUUCACGUAGUGAUGAGAAAAGUGGAAUGACCAUCAGAAUUUCACGUAGUGAAGAGAAAAGUGGAAUGACCAUCAGAAUUUCACGUAGUGAUGAGAAAAGUGGAAUGACCAUCAGAAUUUCACGUAGUGAUGAGAAAAGUGGAAUGACCAUCAGAAUUUCACGUAGUGAUGAGAAAAGUGGAAUGAUGAAAUGAGUAAUUUGGCAACAUUUGUUCAGCAGUUAAAGUUACAUUGAAUGAUCAGAUACAAAAUAUAUUCAGAUGCAUAAAAUAUCAAGCACCCUGGAGGGGUAUAGGUGUAGAGUUUAAAAUGAUAAAAUAUCAAAACACAUGAAAGUGA